Closterium sp. NIES-65 is the source of this 7647-nucleotide messenger RNA. The record is from the annotation of a GenBank genome assembly. NCBI's taxonomy places the organism in Eukaryota, Viridiplantae, Streptophyta, Zygnematophyceae, Desmidiales, Closteriaceae.
AUGCACAGCAAUGGACGAGCCCAAGACGAGCCCGAGGACGACGUGUUUGCUGAAGGCUCGAAAUUCGUGUCGCUGAACAAUGUGUCGAUCACGGGUGGUACUAAGCGCCAGACCCGUGCGAGGAAACCUAAAGAAGUGCGGAAGGGGAAGCGUUCUACUUUCGUCCGCACGGGCAAGAAAGGCCGCGCUGAUGCACUUGGUGAUGGCGGUUGUGGAGCAGACACAUACACUCAAGAGAAUGGUCAACAUGCACAUAACGCCUCCUUUCCAGCUGCAGCCGCCACUAUCACUCCCUCCUCCGCCUAUGUCAACGCAGCGGCGGCGACUCAUCAGCUCGCCGCCACUCAGUCAGUCCCUGGCCUGCCCUCAGCCUCUGCCUCCCUUUCAGCUGCAGCCGCCACUAUCACUCCCUCCUCCGCCUAUGUCAGCGCAGCGGCGGCGACUCAUCAGCUCGCCGCCACUCAGUCAGUCCCUGGCCUGCCCUCCGCCUCUGCCUCCCUUUCAGCCGCAGCCGCCACUAUCUCUCCCUCCUCCGCCUAUGUCAUCGCGGCGACUCAUCAGCUCGCCGCCUCUCACACAAUCCCUGGCCUGCCCUCCGCCUCUGCCUCCCCUUCAGCUGCACCCGCCACUAUCUCUCCCUCCUCCGCCUUUUGGACCUCUGACAUCACUCCCUCCUCCGCCUAUGUCAACACAGCGGCGACUCAUCAGCUCGCUGCCACUCAGUCAGUCCCUGGCCUGCCCUCAGCCUCUGCCUCCCUUUCAGCUGCAGCCGCCACUAUCACUCCCUCCUCCGCCUAUGUCAACGCAGCGGCGGCGACUCAUCAGCUCGCCGCCACUCAGUCAGUCCCUGGCCUGCCCUCCGCCUCUGCCUCCCUUUCAGCCGCAGCCGCCACUAUCUCUCCCUCCUCCGCCUAUGUCAACGCAGCGGCGGGGACUCAUCAGCUUGCUACCCGGAUCUCUCCCUCCGCUGCCUAUGUGCACGUCUCGGUUCCUGGCCAGUCCAGGCCCGCCGUUGCACCUGGAUCGACCUCCCUGCCACCUGCUCCCAGUGCACUCUCACCCUCGCCCUCCUAUAUCAAUCCUGGGUUGCACCCAACCAGCUCAGGUCAGCCUGGCUCCGGCCUCAUCCCACAAGCCUCUGCACCCCCUGCUGCCGCUGUGGCGCCCCCUACUGCACAAUUGCAGCCGUCUGGACUCCCAUGGGCACUCCGUGUGCGCAAACAGAAGUCCGCUCUCCCAGACCCUGGACCAUCACAUGUGGAGGCCGGGUCGGAUGAAGGCUCCGACGAUGAUGACUCCUUCGAGAAUGAAGUUGAGCAUGAUGGUGAACAGCGGCCUGCUACAACCAGGGUUUCGCGAGCCGCUUUUGAGGCCGCGCAAGCGCAAAUCCGACAACAGGCGCGACGCAUAGCUGAGUUGGAGAAUCAGCAACCUCAGCAAAAAGGCCCUCAUGCUGGCAGUCAUGCCAUGGAUCAGCGCCAGGCCAACAUGCCCAGCCCUUCCCGACAGUUGCCGGUUGCACCCCAGCUUGCUCCUUCAACCACUCGACCUUGCACCCAGCCAAAUGCAACACCGACCCUGAUUUUCUCACCAGUGGUGUGGCCACGAACGCAGGCCGCUUUUAGCCGUGCUGUGGCAAAGGCACACAUCAGACGACAGGCCAUCGACUGCUCUGCAAUGUCGCCACGGCAACACGGGUGGUACAAUAACGUCAUCACGGCGUUAGAUGCUUUCCCGGAUGUGAACGGGGACCUUAAGGACCACGUGGAUGAGGCUCUUGAUAUCAUGUUUUUUGACACCCCAGUCACUGAUUUCACAAUGUGGCCUAGUACCGAACGCCUAGAGGCGGCCCUGCGCAAGGCCCUAGGCCUCAAUGAGCCGGAAGAGCAUUUUAUAGUGCGUAUGGUUCUGAAAGCUGACAAGUACAGGAACGGCUACAUUCGUGACAUGAUUCAAGCGUAUCGCAACGACGCAUUGACGGAUGGGCGCAAUUGGGUGUACGACGACUUCGACUUGUACGUGCGACGGCCAAGGCUCGGUGGGAAGAAAGUAGGCACCCUCACGACAGUGCUGUUCUUGGACCAGUACGUUGAAAUGUACCCUCUUUCCCUCCCUGUUUUCCCCUCCCCACCCCAGCAGCAAGCAAUGCCAGCCAAGGCAGAGCCCAACAGUCCCCAGUGUACCCUCUUUCCCUCCCUGUUUUCCCCUCCCCACCCCAGCAGCAAGCAAGGCCAGCCAAGGCAGAGCCCAACAGUCCCCAGUGUACCCUCUUUCCCUCCCUGUUUUCCCCUCCCCACCCCAGCAGCAAGCAAGGCCAGCCAAGGCAGAGCCCAACAGUCCCCAGUGUACCCUCUUUCCCUCCCUGUUUUCCCCUCCCCACCCCAGCAGCAAGCAAGGCCAGCCAAGGCAGAGCCCAACAGUCCCCACAGCAAGCAAAGCCAGCCAAGGCAGAGCCCAACAGUCCCCAGUGUACCAUCUUUCCCUCCCUGUUUUCCCCUCCCCACCCCAGCAGCAAGCAAGGCCAGCCAAGACAGAGCCCAACAGUCCCCAGUGUACCCUCUUUCCCUCCCUGUUUUCCCCUCCCCACCCCAGCAGCAAGCAAAGCCAGCCAAGGCAGAGCCCAACAGUCCCCAGUGUACCCUAUUUCCCUCCCUGCUUUCCCCUCCCCACCCCAGCAGCAAGAAAGGCCAGCCAAGGCAGAGCCCAACAGUCCCCAGUGUACCCUCUUUCCCUCCCUGUUUUCCCCUCCCCACCCCAGCAGCAAGCAAGGCCAGCCAAGGCAGAGCCCAACAGUCCCCAUUGUACCCUCUUUCCCUCCCUGUUUUCCCCUCCCCACCCCAGCAGCAAGCAAGGCCAGCCAAGGCAGAGCCCAACAGUCCCCAGUGUACCCUCUUUCACUCCCUGUUUUCCCCUCCCCACCCCAGCAGCAAGCAAAGCCAGCCAAGGCAGGGCCCAACAGUCACCAGUGUACCCUCUUUCCCUCCCUGUUUUCCCCUCCCCACCCCAGCAGCAAGCAAGGCCAGCCAAGGCAGAGCCCAACAGUCCCCAUUGUACCCUCUUUCCCUCCCUGUUUUCCCCUCCCCACCCCAGCAGCAAGCAAGGCCAGCCAAGGCAGAGCCCAACAGUCCCCAGUGUACCCUAUUUCACUCCCUUUUUUUCCCUCCCCACCCCAGCAGCAAGCAAAGUCAGCCAAGGCAGAGCCCAACAGUCCCCAGUGUACCCUCUUUCCCUCCCUGUUUUCCCCUCCCCACCCCAACAGCAAGCAAGGCCAGCCAAGGGAGAGCCCAACAGUCCCCAUUGUACCCUCUUUCCCUCCCUGUUUUCCCCUCCCCACCCCAGCAGCAAGCAAGGCCAGCCAAGGCAGAGCCCAACAGUCCCCAGUGUACCCUCUUUCACUCCCUGUUUUCCCCUCCCCACCCCAGCAGCAAGCAACGCCAGCCAAUGCAGAGCCCAACAGUCCCCAGUGUACCCUCUUUCCCUCCGUGUUUUCCCCUCCCCACCCCAGCAGCAAGCAAGGCCAGCCAAGGCAGAGCCCAACAGUCCCCUGUGUACCCUCUUUCCCUCCCUGUUUUCCCCUCCCCACCCCAGCAGCAAGCAAAGCCAGCCAAUGCAGAGCCCAACAGUCCCCAGUGUACCCUCUUUCCCUCCCUGUUUUCCCCUCCCCACCCCAGCAGCAAGCAAGGCCAGCCAAGGCAGAGCCCAACAGUCCCCAGUGUACCCUCUUUCCCUCCCUGUUUUCUCCUCCCCACCCCAGCAGCAAGCAAGGCCAGCCAAGGCAGAGCCCAACAGUCCCCAUUGUACCCUCUUUCCCUCCCUGUUUUCCCCUCCCCACCCCCCCAGCAGCAAGCAAGGCCAGCCAAGGCAGAGCCCAACAGUCCCCAGUGUACCCUCUUUCCCUCCCUGUUUUCCCCUCCCCACCCCAGCAGCAAGCAAAGCCAGCAAAAUGCAGAGCCCAACAGUCCCCAGUGUACCCUCUUUCCCUCCCUGCUUUCCCCUCCCCACCCCAGCAGCAAGCAAGGCCAGCCAAGGCAGAGCCCAACAGUCCCCAGUGUACCCUCUUUCCCUCCCUGUUUUCCCCUCCCCACCCCCAGCAGCAAGCAAGGCCAGCCAAGGCAGAGCCCAACAGUCCCCAGUGUACCCUCUUUCCCUCCCUGGUUUCCCCUCCCCACCCCAGCAGCAAGCAAGGCCAGCCAAGGCAGAGCCCAACAGUCCCCAGUGUACCCUCUUUCCCUCCCUGUUUUCCCCUCCCCACCCCAGCAGCAAGCAAGGCCAGCCAAGGCAGAGCCCAACAGUCCCCAGUGUACCCUCUUUCCCUCCCUCUUUUCCCCUCCCCACCCCAGCAGCAAGCAAAGCCAGCAAAAGGCAGAGCCCAACAGUCCCCAGUGUACCCUCUUUCCCUCCCUGUUUUCCCCUCCCCACCCCAGCAGCAAGCAAUGCCAGCCAAGGCAGAGCCCAACAGUCCCCAGUGUACCCUCUUUCCCUCCCUGGUUUCCCCUCCCCACCCCAGCAGCAAGCAAGGCCAGCCAAGGCAGAGCCCAACAGUCCCCAGUGUACCCUCUUUCCCUCCCUGUUUUCCCCUCCCCACCCCAGCAGCAAGCAAUGCCAGCCAAGGCAGAGCCCAACAGUCACCAGUGUACCCUCUUUCCCUCCCUGUUUUCCCCUCCCCACCCCAGCAGCAAGCAAAGGCCAGCCAAGGCAGAGCCCAACAGUCCCCAGUGUACCAUCUUUCCCUCCCUGUUUUCCCCUCCCCACCCUAGCGGCAAGCAAGGCCAGCCAAGGCAGAGCCCAACAGUCCCCAGUGUACCCUCUUUCCCUCCCUGUUUUCCCCUCCCCACCCCAGCAGCAAGCAAAGCCAGCCAGGCAGAGCCCAACAGUCCCCAGUGUACCAUCUUUCCCUCCCUGUUUUCCCCUCCCCACCCCAGCAGCAAGCAAGGCCAGCCAAGACAGAGCCCAACAGUCCCCAUUGUACCCUCUUUCCCUCCCUGUUUUCCCCUCCCCACCCCAGCAGCAAGCAAAGCCAGCCAAGGCAGAGCCCAACAGUCCCCAGUGUACCCUCUUUCCCUCCCUGCUUUCCCCUCCCACCCCCAGCAGCAAGCAAAGCCAGCAAAAGGCAGAGCCCAACAGUCCCCAGUGUACCCUCUUUCCCUCCCUGUUUUCCCCCUCCCCACCCCAGCAGCAAGCAAGGCCAGCCAAGGCAGAGCCCAACAGUCCCCCAGUGUACCAUCUUUCCCUCCCUGUUUUCCCCUCCCCACCCUAGCGGCAAGCAAGGCCAGCCAAGGCAGAGCCCAACAGUCCCCAGUGUACCCUCUUUCCCUCCCUGUUUCCCCUCCCCACCCCAGCAGCAAGCAAAGCCAGCCAAGGCAGAGCCCAACAGUCCCCAGUGUACCAUCUUUCCCUCCCUGUUUUCCCCUCCCCACCCCAGCAGCAAGCAAGGCCAGCCAAGACAGAGCCCAACAGUCCCCAUUGUACCCUCUUUCCCUCCCUGUUUUCCCCUCCCCACCCCAGCAGCAAGCAAAGCCAGCCAAGGCAGAGCCCAACAGUCCCCAGUGUACCCUCUUUCCCUCCCUGCUUUCCCCUCCCCACCCCAGCAGCAAGCAAUUCCAGCCAAGGCAGAGCCCAACAGUCCCCAGUGUACCCUCUUUCCCUCCCUGUUUUCCCCUGCCAACCCCAGCAGCAAGCAAGGCCAGCCAAGGCAGAGCCCAACAGUCCCCAGUGUACCCUCUUUCCCUCCCUGUUUUCCCCUCCCCACCCCAGCAGCAAGCAAUGCCAGCCAAGGCAGAGCCCAACAGUCACCAGUGUACCCUCUUUCCCUCCCUGUUUUCCCCUCCCCACCCCAGCAGCAAGCAAGGCCAGCCAAGGCAGAGCCCAACAGUCCCCAUUGUACCCUCUUUCCCUCCCUGUUUUCCCCUCCCCACCCCAGCAGCAAGCAAGGCCAGCCAAGGCAGAGCCCAACAGUCCCCAGUGUACCCUCUUUCACUCCCUGUUUUCCCCUCCCCACCCCAGCAGCAAGCAAAGCCAGCCAAGGUAGAGCCCAACAGUCACCAGUGUACCCUCUUUCCCUCCCUGUUUUCCCCUCCCCACCCCAGCAGCAAGCAAGGCCAGCCAAGGCAGAGCCCAACAGUCCCCAUUGUACCCUCUUUCCCUCCCUGUUUUCCCCUCCCCACCCCAGCAGCAAGCAAGGCCAGCCAAGGCAGAGCCCAACAGUCCCCAGUGUACCCUAUUUCACUCCCUUUUUUUCCCUCCCCACCCCAGCAGAAAGCAAAGUCAGCCAAGGCAGAGCCCAACAGUCCCCAGUGUACCCUCUUUCCCUCCCUGUUUUCCCCUCCCCACCCCAACAGCAAGCAAGGCCAGCCAAGGGAGAGCCCAACAGUCCCCAUUGUACCCUCUUUCCCUCCCUGUUUUCCCCUCCCCACCCCAGCAGCAAGCAAGGCCAGCCAAGGCAGAGCCCAACAGUCCCCAGUGUACCCUCUUUCACUCCCUGUUUUCCCCUCCCCACCCCAGCAGCAAGCAACGCCAGCCAAUGCAGAGCCCAACAGUCCCCAGUGUACCCUCUUUCCCUCCGUGUUUUCCCCUCCCCACCCCAGCAGCAAGCAAGGCCAGCCAAGGCAGAGCCCAACAGUCCCCUGUGUACCCUCUUUCCCUCCCUGUUUUCCCCUCCCCACCCCAGCAGCAAGCAAAGCCAGCCAAUGCAGAGCCCAACAGUCCCCACUGUACCCUCUUUCCCUCCCUGUUUUCCCCUCCCCACCCCAGCAGCAAGCAAGGCCAGCCAAGGCAGAGCCCAACAGUCCCCAGUGUACCCUCUUUCCCUCCCUGUUUUCUCCUCCCCACCCCAGCAGCAAGCAAGGCCAGCCAAGGCAGAGCCCAACAGUCCCCAUUGUACCCUCUUUCCCUCCCUGUUUUCCCCUCCCCACCCCAGCAGCAAGCAAGGCCAGCCAAGGCAGAGCCCAACAGUCCCCAGUGUACCCUCUUUCCCUCCCUGUUUUCCCCUCCCCACCCCAGCAGCAAGCAAAGCCAGCAAAAGGCAGAGCCCAACAGUCCCCAGUGUACCCUCUUUCCCUCCCUGUUUUCCCCUCCCCACCCCAGCAGCAAGCAAGGCCAGCCAAGGCAGAGCCCAACAGUCCCCAGUGUACCCUCUUUCCCUCCCUGUUUUUCCCCUCCCCACCCCAGCAGCAAGCAAGGCCAGCCAAGGCAGAGCCCAACAGUCCCCAGUGUACCCUCUUUCCCUCCCUGGUUUCCCCUCCCCACCCCAGCAGCAAGCAAGGCCAGCCAAGGCAGAGCCCAACAGUCCCCAGUGUACCCUCUUUCCCUCCCUGUUUUCCCCUCCCCACCCCAGCAGCAAGCAAGGCCAGCCAAGGCAGAGCCCAACAGUCCCCAGUGUACCCUCUUUCCCUCCCUCUUUUCCCCUCCCCACCCCAGCAGCAAGCAAAGCCAGCAAAAGGCAGAGCCCAACAGUCCCCAGUGUACCCUCUUUCCCUCCCUGUUUUCCCCUCCCCACCCCAGCAGCAAGCAAUGCCAGCCAAGGCAGAGCCCAACAGUCCCCAGUGUACCCUCUUUCCCUCCCUGUUUUCCCCUCCCCACCCCAGCAGCAAGCAAGGCCAGCCAAGGCAGAGCCCAACAGUCCCCAGUGUACCCUCUUUCCCUCCCUGA